Molecule: messenger RNA, 462 nt
Organism: Serendipita indica DSM 11827
Lineage: Eukaryota; Fungi; Basidiomycota; Agaricomycetes; Sebacinales; Serendipitaceae
Source: the annotation of a GenBank genome assembly
AUGAGUCAUUAUGGAGUCCCGGACAGGGGUACACCCUACAACAACCCCGUGCCAAUGCCAAAGCAUGUCCCGCCCGUAGACGAGAUUGGCGCAACGAGUGCACCAUUAAAGAGCGCCAGUUUCUUUAUUGGAGCAAAGUGCAAAGAGUUUAACGAGGACUUUAUGCUCUGCAAGUCGCAAAACAAGCCAGAGCAAUGUCUUCUCGAAGGCAGAAGAGUAACUCGUUGUGCCGCAGACCUACUAGAAAAGAUGCGAGCUGCCUGCGCACAAGAAUUCGAAGCCCACUGGAAGUGUCUAGACAAUAAUAACCAGGAAUUCUACCCGUGCAGGAAAGAAGAACGACCUCUGAAUGCAUGCAUGUUUACUAAACUGGGUCUAAGCAAGACGAUUCCUGGCACUCCAAAGGGUCAACUACCGAUUCACGAGGUCAAGAAUCCCAUCUACAAGGCGCAGCAAAAGUAG